Nezara viridula (southern green stink bug) is the source of this 7662-nucleotide messenger RNA. The record is from the annotation of a GenBank genome assembly. NCBI's taxonomy places the organism in Eukaryota, Metazoa, Arthropoda, Insecta, Hemiptera, Pentatomidae.
UCUUUGUUUGGUUGAAUAAUUGCUACUUGUUAUGUCCGUUUAUAUUAUAUAGUUUCAUAGGACCUAUUUGAAUGUGAAGUUUUCAUUAUGUCGAUAGAAGGUUUGAUUUUAUUCAAUUAAUUCGACCUUUCAUGCUAAUAUUCCACUUUUCCACAAAAAUUAAAUCUUUACAUGACAAAUUUAAAAUCGUCCCACAGAAAUUCAUUGUUAAAAUAGCUAUAGUAUUGGAUUAUUGUAUUGAGACAUGUCCCUAUUUAUUAAAAUUAAAACUCUGUAUCUAAAACAUAUUAAGAAAGCUGUUUGUUUUUUCUGUAUUUCAUGUAUGAAUUAUUGUUACAGUAUUCUUAAACAGUACUUUCUCCUUCAUAAUAUAUCACUAACUAUUAUUUAUUCCAUUGUAAGGAAUCCACUUGAGUUAAAUGUUCAAUAUUAAAAAUAUAUACUACUUCAAUAUUACAAAUAUUUGAAUAAAAUUUCAGUUUCUAAAUUAAAGUGCAAUUGUUAAUUUGAACACCCACAUUCAUAUAAUUUAGUCCUAAGUCCAAUGUUAUUAAAAGUUGAUGAAACAACUGAAUAAUAUAGCAAAUUUAUGAAAUUUUUUUGUAUAAAACUGACUCAAUCCUUUAUAGUUAUAGGUAAUCAAAAUGAUGAAAUUAAAAUAAAACAAGAACAAUUUGAAGAUGAUGAGCAAGAAUGUUAUGAUUACACCCAUAGCACGUUUAAUGGUAGUAAUGACCUGUUAGACGUUACUACAGUGAAAGAAGAAAUCAAGACUGAGUCUUCAAAUGAGCCAUGUACUGAAAAUGUAUACAUGGUGUUACCCCAGAUUAAAGAUGAGAUAAAAAAAGAAAAUUCAAGAGACAAUUCUUUACCUUUCCCUGAUGUUUGUAAUAUAUGGCUUGAUUCUACCCAAGAAGAUCAGUAUUAUCCUGAAAAUUGUAAAGCUGAGCCUGAAGAAGAUGAUAGCCUUCAAGAAGAUGGGCUGCCUGACUCUAUGCAGGAGUAUUUCCCGGAUAUAAUGCCACAUUUUCUAAUUGAAGGGACUGAAUCUGAUCAACUUUUGCAACCAAGAGUUGUGAGCUGUCACAAAUGUGGGGAAGUAUGUAGUUUAGAAACCUUUAUGGAACAUAACCAAUUAAGACACAAGUACAAUUAUAAAACUAAACCAACCCGAGCCCGCAAAUCUAAAAAAAGAAAAAAUGUUAGAAAAUAUGUGUAUCCAUGUCCUUACUGUGGAAAAUGUUUACCCAACAUAUCACAAUUAAAAAUUCACAUACUCACCCAUACUCAGGAAAGACCACAUAAAUGUCCAUUUUGUGACUAUCAAGGUAAUCAGCCAAUUCAUGUGGAUUGUCACAUAGAAACGAAACAUCUUAACAUACGACGUUUUAAAUGUGAAUUAUGUGAUUAUUCUGCUAGUACAUUAGGUUGUUUAAAGAAGCAUAAAAGAACGCAUCAUAUUAGGAAACAAGAGGAGCCUCGUCAGUGCCCCUAUUGCGAUGUUGUCACACUUAAGCUUAUUUCUAUGCAAAAUCAUAUUAAAAAAAAACAUAAAAAAAAGUAAAAUCAACUUUUAGUGUAAGGAAUGAUGGGAAUAAUGGAACUUUAAAAUAAUAAUGUUUCAUUUUUACGUUUAGUGAUGAUAGUUACAGAACUUAAUUCUGUUACUACAUAAUGGUUUGCUCUAAUAGUAAUAACAUAAAAAGUAUUACAACUUGUUAUUAAUGUGUAAAAUUAAAUACUUUAUUUUACUCCUAAUAAACGAUUAUAUUUGUCACCAUACUCUCCCUAAUUUCUACAAUGAAUAAGGUUAAUAACAAUCUCACCUAGAACAGAUAUUACUAUGUUAAAAUCAUGCCAAAGUUAGAGAAAUACAAUGUAGUUUAUUAAUAAAAAUUAUGAAUCAAACUAAUAGGAAAAACUAAAACGAAACAAGUGAAACAAAAAACUUAAUUCAGAAAUUAAAUUAUAAAUUAAAAUUUGGUUUCUUACCGCCAAUAUGUUGGUUUUUCAAUCAGAAGCACUGACAUUGUUGAAAGUUAACUAUAACUGCAAAACAGUUAUGAUCGUCAAACAAACCUAAAUAUGACCAAAAAACAACUAACAACAAUUGAAGGUUGAGGCAGCCAUACAACAGGAACUGUAAAAUUAAGUGCUUACGUGUUCGAUGAUGUCAUAAAAAAAAAAAAAAAUGUAUAUUUUCAUUGUAAUUACUAUAAAGCAAACCCUUGUUUUAAUGCAAAUAUGUUAUAAUUAUUUUUUAAAUAUUUUAUUAGCUUAAAAAAAUGUUAGAUAUUUUUCAAUUAAAUAAAUAUUAUUAAUGUUGUCGUAUGUUUUUGUUUAUCCUUUUUUUUUGUUUAUGACCUAAUAUGACUUUUUUAUUGUAUGGUUAAUUUUUUGUUUUAAUUUAUAUUUUUUCCUUAUUCAGCAUUUUGGUUGUUCAGAAAAAGAUGUGUAAUGAAAAUAAAGCACGCUGUUCCAGUAGCUGGAAGACUGAUAAAAAAUUAAAUGUUGGAAUGUAAAAAAUUAAACACGGAAAGAAAACUAACUGAGCAAAUAAGUUUACUUCCAUUUAUAUGGUAGAUAAAUAAAUUUUGGCAAACAUACUUUUAUUACAAUAAUCAUUUCUUCACUAUUUACACUAUCUUUCUUAUGUACAUAUUAAUAUACAUAUUAAUUAUUUUAAAUAAAUCUGUAUUGGAAUGUAUAGAAUAAGUAUAACAAAAAAUAAUUGGUAUAAUAUAAAAAUGUUACAUAUCUUCAACAAAAACUUCUGUCAUGUAAUUAACACAAGACAGAAGUGCCAAUGAAAUUCGUGCAAUGUUAACGAUUAACAUAAUUAUUUCACAUUAACAAAAAAAAUUAAAUUCCCAAAACACUAAUGAUCCAAUAUAUAAAUGUAUGCCAAUAAUGGUCGUCACAUUUUAUCACCAUGAGGAGGUAAAUUGCACUAUAUUGUAAUAACUACAAAUAUAAAAACAGAUUAUAUGUACAAAAAUUAUUAGUUGAUUAAAGUAUAUUAAAAAUAUAUCUCGAUACAAUUUUAUUAACAUUUCUACAAUUAGAAACAUGAUUGAGAUUAUCCCAUCUCGUAUAGCUAUGCCCAUAAAAUGACCUAAGGCGUAAUCCCUUCUGCUAAAUAUCUACUAUAUUGAACACAAGGUAAAUAUUACCUUUACCAUUACAUCUAUAAUCAACUGCCUAUAAAUGUCUGUUUUAAAAAAUAAACUUUUAUUUCAACAUACUAUUGACCAUAGGGCAUUGAAAUGAAUAAGUUAAAUUAUACAUAACUAUGUUUAUGACUACAGUUCCAAUGGCAGUGGUGGAAUAUCACUUAAUAGUUUUGUAAAAAAAAAAAAAAAAAUUGUGAGAUAAAACUACAGCAAUUAACAGCACAAAGGUUAUUUAUUAAAAAAAAAAUAUACUUGUAGAUAUUAAUUGUGUGCCAACCAAUAAGCGUUAAACUGCCUUUUAGGCAGUUAAAAGUAAACAAAAUACAAAUUUUUAACCAAGCUAUCUAUACCAGAGAUCUUUUUUUUGCUAUUUCUAUGACAGAAAAUGAUGAUUUUCCGCCACUGCAGUUUCAAUAAAUACUAAUUAAAUUACAUACUGAAUGUAAUUAUAUACCAUUAUAUAAUAAUGAAAACCAAGCUAUCAUGAAAUUCAAUCUAAAGCUGCGUUUUCAUUGAAUUGUUAUGAAAGUGCAAAAAGCUAAUGACAUAAUUGGGAUACAAUAAUAAAAAAAAAAAGAUUACAGAUGAUAAUAAUAAUCGUGAAUACUUGAUUUAGACCAGCAACACAUUUAAUUUAUAAAUUGCUUAAUAAUAUGGGGUUCAGACUGCUAUUUGAGGUAUUAGUACCUUUUAUGAUCUAUAUUUUUUAUUACAUUAAUUUCCUUCAGAAUAUGAUGGCUGAUUAUUAAUAAAACAGAGUAUUAUUUAUCAUUCCAUCAUCUACUUUAUAUUUAAAUAUAUAUAUAGUAUCCGACUUAUUUGUUGGUCAUCACAAGUAUUCAAUAGUUUUAACAAAAUCUAUUCUUCCUCAAAUUGUAUAUAAAUUACAAAGAUACAACCAUAAUACACAAUAUUAUGGUAAGAUUACAUGAUAUAUAUCAGCUACGACAUGAUUAUUCCAUUUAAACUGAUAAAAAAGGCACCAGCUCCUAAUAAAUAAUAAAAAUAAUUCAUUUUAUUAUUUAAUGAAUUAAAAAUAAUAAUUUCAAGGAUGUAAUGACAUUCACAUGUAUGAGUGCAAAUUAGCUAUACUAAACUACAGACGAUUUGUGCUUAGAAAAGUUUUGGAAUUGAAAUAUAAGCCCUGACGAUGAUUUUAAUUAAUACAAGAGUAUAAAAAUAUAUCACUACAAUGAAUUCAAAUACAGUAAAUAAACUACAUUUACAGUAUUUAUUUUACUGUAGAUGAACACAGAUAUUUAGAAAUAGGCAUUGAUGAGGCCAAGUUUUAUUCUUUUUGAAUGUUACAUUUAUGCUAUGAGGAUAAUAUAAUAUGACUUUGAAUUAAUUAGAUGUCCUAAUUUCAGGUGGAAUAUUCAUCAAGAUAUCUACUUAACCUUAUUCUUUGACUUAAUACGCUAAUAAUGCCUUUAGUUAUUGCUUAAAGAUUAAUUUAUCCCCUACUUUUGUUUACUAAAAAAAUUUAUACCUGAAUAUUAUAAAUUACUAAGUACCAUGAGGGCUGUCGGUUAAGAAGUAGUUAAAUUUAUGUUUAGUUAUAUUUUAUUUAUUUUUUAUUGGAUGAAGAAUACAUAUGUUUGGAAACUUGAUUGGUAGCAAAGAUCGGUGAGUGAGAUUUAUUUAGUCAAAGGCCUUCAGAAAAGUUAUUUCCUUAUGGGUCCUUGAAAUCUUGACCUAUGUAAUCCAGUAGUGUGCCAUUUCAGCAUCUUCAGCAGUCCGGUAUUUUCAGGCAACGUAUGUAAGGGAUAAAAUAGUAAAAUACAAGAGAAAGCUUUUUCUAACUGAAGUCUUACAUUCUAUCUGGUUGUCUACCUAAUUCCCAUUUAAUCUAUUUGAAAUUUUGCUUAAGGUCAAGCAAGUAAACUAUGAAUAUCAAAAUUUAAAAAGGGAUUGCUUGAAAUGAUUAGUUAUAAAUAUUCAGUUAUAUUGUUAAUAAUUACCGAACUAAGUGUCUGGCGAAAUCCAAGUAAGAUUGUAAUAUUGUUUAUUAAUAUUUUAUUUUAAGAGUAAAUGGUUAUUACGAUGUGUUUUAAAAAUUUGUGUUUAACUUAUAUUCAUUAUCGAAUCUCAGAAGAUAAAAAGCAAUCCACAAAAUGUCCACGCAUUUUGGAAAAAAAAAAUUUCCUAUUUGGUUGAAAGAUUCUUGAUGUCACCUAACUUGUUAAAUUUAUGAAAUAAUCACAAUACAUAUUAAAUAAAAAAAAUUAAACUACUAGGGUUAGCAAUUAAGGUAAAAGAGAUUAAUAAUUUUUUUUUUAAACGACAAUUAAAAUUAUAUUUAUACAUAUUAAAAUUUUAAACUGAAAUAAUUUUAGGAAAUGGCAUGGGACUAUUUAUAUUUUCGAACAAAGAAACUGAUUCAUAUAAACAAAAAUAUUAAAAUUAAAUUUACCUAAGCGGAAAGAAUUUUAAAACAUAAAUCAUGAACAUCAUAUUUUUCUAAAGCUAUAUUAAGUUUAUAAAAAUAUAUAUGACCGACCAUUUUAGUUUUCACUCAUUAUUGUCAUAGGUUUCGUUUGAAAAGUUAAUAAACAUUUUCAGCAUUAAAACUGAAAACUUGCCUGUUUAUUUUUUGUCACAUACUAAUUUUUUCCAUUAUAUUAAUCCAAAAAGUUUUCGAGAAAAUAAUCAAUGAACACAACAUUUUUAAUAGUUAUAUUACAUAUACAAACAGACAUACGCUAGCUGUUUAUCUAGAAACUGUAUACAAAAAAAAAAAAAUUGAAUUUUUUUAUUAAAUAAAGCUAUUAGUAUGUUCCCCAGAAUAUUAAUUAUUAAAACAAUAAAUAUGAACACAUUGUUUUUUAAAUGUUGGCAUGUUACUAUGGAAAAAACAAGAAACUUUAUUGAAAAUGUUGGUAUAAUUAGGCUUUAUUACAAAAAUAUUUUUAGUUUAAUAAAUUGAAUAUCCCAAACCUACCAUUCUAAAGAUGUGAAAGUUACUAUAAUAUAAUUUAAUUAGUGAAUAUCUGACUCUUUCAGGUUGCAAAUAGUCCUUUUUUGUAAAACAAAAAUAUUUACGUAUGCUUACGUGUAACAAGAACCUAUUACUAAAAUCUUUUAUAAAUCAAAAUUACUUCACAAUUUAUUCAAAUAGAUUGAAAAAAUAACUGAAAAUUUCAACCUCUGAAAAUAAUUCACUAAAUUUUCUGUAAAAAAUAAUUAACAAUAACAAUAAUAUCCAUCAGCAAGGAAAAGCCAAUUUCAGCUCGAGCAGAGAAAAAAUAAUGAAAAGCAUUUUAUAGUGUUUAUAGUUUUAAUUAUGCUAACAUUUUACUAAUACCUCUAUCCCUUUCUAAAAUACAUGGAAUCUUUUAAAAACAUACAACAAACAAACAAUCUCUUCUAUCAAUAAAAAAAAAUUAUUGAAAACUAUGUUAAAAUCUGAAUCUUUUCUAGGUGGAUUCUUUUUUUUUUUUUUUUUUUUUUGCAGAUCAUAAAUAAGAGAGUAGAAUUCCAAACAAGCAUAAAAUACAUUUUUAACGAAUAGUUAUCUGCUAUUCUGUGUUAAAUAAAAACAAAAAGUUAUAUUUCAGUCAGUAAAAAAAUUGAUUUGGGAAUACCAACAUCACCCCUUUCACAAAACACAAAAUCAAACUUGCAAAUUCUGUAAAAUGACUUGACUAAAUUUGAAAAGUUUAAACUUAAUUUUUAAAAGGUCUGAAUAUAGACUUGGAAAUGCUAUUUAUAUUUGUUGAAAACAAUAACUUUAGAAAAAAAGAAUAAACAUACGUAGUUUAAAAUAUAGGUUACCAAGAUAAUAAUUAAAAUACUAUUCAUAGUGCAAAGAGUAUUUUAAAUGAAUACACUAAUAAAUAGCAUAUCAUCAUUCAUAUAUUACAGAUUUUAAAGACAGCCUCAAUACUUCUAAUUAUGAAACAUAAACACCCAUCAAAUUCAGAGAUCACCUGAUAAAAUUAAGGAAAUUGAUUUUCAUCACUGUUCACACUCAUACAUGUGAUACAUCAUAAACUGAAAAUCCUCAAGACAAAAAAAAAAAAAAAUCAUUGACCUGACUUAAUAUAAAAAUAAUGGUAUGAUGCACUAAUGGUAUUAUAAUAGGGUAGUAGCUAAGAAACAGGACUAGAGAGCCCCGCUAUAGAGAAAGCAAUAGCAGUGCUGGGUUAGGAUGCAAACCUAUGUCUUCAGCGGCGAUGGCCACGCCUAUAUUCUUUAACAACUAACUAGGAGCAAGUGCUAUGUUAUCGCAGGUGUCGGCAAGUUUUCUUCUUCUGGCUGUCCUUUUGCCUUUGGCUGCAAUCAAAAUUAUAUUAUUAAGAUUGUAUCUACCUCACAUUGAUUAUUUUUUAAUUUUAUGGAUAAAUUUGUUUUCCUUUCGAAAAAGUUCUAUCAAAGGAUGAUUUAAUAAGUUAUUUUACAUUUCUGAUGUCCUAAUAAUAUAUUGCUGCGGUACAGAGACAAAAUAAAAAAUGUGUGAAUUCUUGAUUUUGAGAUCCAAAAAGUUUUC